ACUCCCCGGCGUCUAUAGUCAUAGUAAAGUUUACACUACAGGUUAAUGGAAACGAGACGAAGACAGUGACACGGACCGUAGGACUUCUGUAGUGAGAGGAAGGGCGUGGAGGAUGUCGGUAGUGAGCUAGAGCACCAUGGCGCCCACAGCGGGUCAGAACACCUCGGCCUCCACCCACCAGCAGACGAGAAAUGGCACGAAAGUGUUUAGGAUUGUGGUGUUGGGAGAGGGUGGGGUCGGGAAGUCGGCUCUGACGCUACAGUUCGUGAGUCACAGCUUUCUGGAGUACCAUGACCCAACUAUCGAGGAUGCAUAUCAGAGACAAGCUGUUAUUGAUGGAGAGCCAGCCUUGCUCGACAUACUGGACACAGCUGGCCAGAUUGAAUUCACUGCCAUGCGGGAUCAGUAUAUGCGGUGCGGUGAAGGCUUCUUGAUCUGUUACUCUCUGACGGACCGUCGAAGUUUUGAAGAGGUGGCAGGAUACCGGAAGUUGAUUGCAAAAGUGCGCGGCUCUUCAGACUCCAUUCCUAUUGUCUUAGUGGGCAAUAAGGUUGAUUUGGAUGAUCCAGUGCACAGGAAGGUCUCGACUGAAGAAGGCCAAGCCCUUGCGCAGUCCAUGGGCUGUCCCUUCUUCGAAACGUCGGCUGCUUUGAGGCAAUAUGUUGAUGAUGCAUUCCACAUGCUUGUGCGGGAGAUUCGUCGCAAGCAGAAGGAAGCAGCUGGAGGCGAGAACCAGGGCAGGAGCCGGUCUCUCUCGCGUUGGAGAAGGUUCAAAAACAUAUUCCUCUGGAUUUUCCGGCGGCCUCGGUAUAAGUAAAAGCGAAAUUGGAUGUCAACAACGGGGAUUGACGAUUUAGAGCUUACAGGUAUAUAGGGUUAUACAAUGUGGUUCUUCCAUAAGUGCUUGUGAGAGUAUGCCUAGUGCCAUAAUAAGAAAUAAAAGAGAGGAAGUAAGAAAAGAAGACUUCUCAGUAGAUCUAGGAAUAUUUACGUAAUUCAUUCACAUUACACAGUUCACAUGCUGUGCUUCACGCCAGAUGGAGAAAUUACCGAAAAGAGGAAAAUACAAAUGAUGUUGCUCAGAUGUCAUCACAGAGAAGACAUUGAUUUUGUGGUAUGCUUUUUGUAUGGAAAAGUUAAAUGUAGAGUUAGAUUCAGAAUAAGGAAAGAGGGUUUAUACUGACAAUUUAUAUGGAUGUAUGAAUUUUUAUUCUCUCUCUCUCUCUCUUACUCUGUGGUAUUUGUCCAUGAAGGAGAGAAUGAAACAUAGAUUUAUUGAUUGUAUUAUGGCAUAUGAAACAUAGUAAAACUUAUUUGUGCAAAAUUGAGAGAUAGAUGGAGAUGUGAUAUUCUUCAUUUAGGUUUUGUUUCUCAAACAUCAGGACAUCUUAGGAUUAUUCUUAUGAAAAAAGAAUAAGUUUCAGAUUUACUCUAGAUCUAGAUCACAGGAGAUAUUUGACAAGUAUGUAAGAUCCUUCGUUAUUCAUUUUGAAGUUUAAAAAACAAAACUUUUUGAAAGGAGCAAGGUGCUGUCUUUUUUACACUGUAUAUACCGAUAGGCCUUAUCAAGGGGAUUAUUAUAUGAUACCAUGUUCUUGUGCUUUUAAUGCCAGUGUGAUGUAAUAUAUAUAUGUAAAUAAGAGUGAUACACUGCCUGGUCUUGACCCAUGAUAAAAGUGUCUCACUUACACAUCCGGUUGUAGUAGUUAGCAAUAAGCAUCCGCGGCGUCUAAAACAACGAAAUUCUACUGAAACCAUGAAAACACUCACUUUCGAGACAUGGGUGUUAGGAACAUGCUCUCCUUGGUAUUCUACAGCAGUAUUCCGGCACGAGCUCCAAUGCCUCCACUCAGAGGGGGGAUGGGACGUGACUGGCGGCGGUACUUAUGCCGCGCGUUAGGUGUCGAGGAGUUUUUUUUGUAGGCAAGGACAUCGGAGUCUUAUUUUACGGUGUAGAAAGAUCACCAGAGUUUCGUAUAGGGAGUUCAAUUUUGUCUCUAUUUUGCCGUUUUAUUUGAGUUCAUUCAUUUAUUUUAUAUUCUUAUGAUCAUGCAAGACAAGUUUCUGAUUUAUUUUUUUCUAACACAUGCAUUUUCAUUUAAGAAAUCCGUAAUUUGCUAAGAUUGAAACACUGGUUUUGUUAAUCUUUGUUACAAAUGGCUUAGCACACACUCUCUCUUGCUCUAACAUGAACCGGAGUUUGAAGUGAACUGUUUCUAUUAUAUUUGCCUGUUGAGAUCUGUGAGAGAAACGAAAUGAUUGUUUUAUUUGAUCUAUAUCUUCAUGAUGAUCAAUAAUUUUUAAGGUUUUAUCUAAAAUGUAUUAUAUUGUUAUUUCAGAUGUGUAUUAAGGGAGAAAAAUAUUAUAUGAGAGGAAGGGAUCUAUGUGAUAUUGCUAGGUGAAUAUGAUAAUGAGAUUCAUACAUGUUAAGACACAUUUAAAAUUUUUAUAUCUUCUUAUAUUUCAAGAUAAAUUAUCAAGCUCAGACUGUACCUAGAAUGAGAUCUAUAAGCUGGAAUAUAUACAUAUAUAUAUAUAUAUAUACACACACACACACACACACACACACACACACACACACACACACACACACACACACACACACACACACACACACACACACACACACACACACACACACACACAUAUAUACUUUUAUUAUUUAUGUAUGUAAGAAAUGAAAAGGAUUCAUUCUGCUUGUCUCUAAAUACUUGCCCCCUCAGUGGUGAUAGACUUCACAAAAUACUGUUGUUCGCACAAGAUUGGUUGUGUAAUCAUUGAAGAUUUAGUUAUACCAGAGUUUAUUAGGAAGUGAUGCUAGUCAUAUAAAAGAAUGGACAAAAAGAGAUACAAAAAGUGUUACAUCCAUAUAUAGUUAUUGUAUAUAUAAAAAAGAAAAGCCUUUCCUUGGAAAUAUACUCAAAUGAUUAAGGAUUGUACUAGUGUCAGUCUUGUGAAAGAGAAGGGAGCAUUUUUUUUUUUUCCCUUUUUCUUUUUAAAUAGAAAUAAUAAUUUAUGCUUUGUGAGGCAUAUUUUAUCUCAGUCACCUACCUAUUUUAGGCAGCAUUAAGAGUCCUUGCAUUGUGUCAUGUUGAAGCAUUGAGAGUUCCGAGCCCUCGGUUAUGUAUUUUGUCCUCAGUGCCACUCCCACAUUGGCAUUAGGGGGUUGAGUUCGCAUUGAUUCUCAGCACUUUGGUUGCGGUCUCUGAUUGCAUCUUUGGUGGAAGCAAUAGCCUGUAAUGCUGCAGUGUUAACAAAUCUGUGAGGAAUGGUAUUGAUGUAAUGGAUGGGAACAUUUUGGACUGGAGUUGAGGGGAGUUACCGCUUUCUACUUGAAUAUGCUGUGAGUUUUGUUCGAUUUCAGCGAGGCUUAGCACACGUUUAGGGGACUGUGAGAGAUGAGUUGGGUAGGCGAUUUCUGAGCUAGGGUACAAAUUAGAGUGAACUUGAUGUCACUUCUUAAGAACAGAAAGUGUUUCUUGUAUCCAUACUCGUAGAAUUUUGAUUGUACCAAAAAACUGUGAGUGGGUUGAUGAUUAUUUUUAGAAACAAUCCUCACGUGAUAGGUAGUUAUUGAGUUUACAUUUUGAGAAAACAUUAAAAGAUUUUCUUUAUUAUUUGCAAGAUAUAUUCUGAACUGGUGGGGUGAGGGAGAAAUAGAAGAAAUGUGGGAUAUAGACUGACUGAAUAUUUUAUUUUAGCACUUCCAAUUGGUAUUGAAAUGAUUGUUGUAUGACCAUUACUGAGUCUAUUGAUCUCAAAGUUCUAUUAAUGUUUCAAGAAAACAGCCUGUGAACUUCUUUCAUAUUUGAAGACAAACUGAACAAAUGAGAGAGUGGGAGUAGAAAAUGUUAGAUACAGGUUUCUAAGUGCUUUUCAGCAAUAAUAGGAGGAACGUGGAUAGGAGAUUUGAUUUUUAGCAUAAAAAAGGGCGGUGGCUCCCAUUAAUAAUAGGUGGAAGCCUGUUUUGCAAACAUAAUGGAGAUUUUUUUUUUUUAAGGUUAUAUGCACAGGUCAUAGGCACACAAGCUACUUCUAUGAUAUGUUCUGUGAAGUAAAAUCUGAAUUACAUAGCAUUUUAUGAGUUCUAGGUCUCUGGUAUCCAUUUUGAAUUUGAAAUGUAACCAUAGGUCUUUCUCAAAAUCAUAUUGAAGGUAUUGUUGGUCCUCAUUUUCCAGUGAGAUCAAUAUCUUAGUGAUAAGUUUUAAAGAUAGGUAAUGUUUAUUGGGGGCACUUCAGGUCUGCACUUGCAAUUUUUGGAAUGUCCUUUCUUUUUUGAUAGAGGAGGGAUAGUCAAAAUGCAUUGAUUGUGUGUUGUUGUCUCUCCUCAGUUUUGAUGCUGAGAUUGUGGUAAUGUUAACUGAAUAUUUUUUAUUUUCCUCAUUCUGAAUUCUGUUUAGCAUGCAAUACCAUUUCCUUUUACGUGCUUCAGCUAUAGCAAGUCAUCCAGUGUCUCGUAGAAGGUCAUCAGAAGCAGUGAAUGUGGUUUAUUUGCAUUUAUUUAAUGACUGACUUACCCCCAAACACCAGGUUCCAUGCACUCUGUCCCCUUCCCAGGACUAGACCCCAAAAUGUUUUACCAUCACGAAGCAAUCACAGAUGUCGUUUCCUUUCUGCUAGUACUAUGUCAGCUGGCUGGUGUAUUUUUAUAUUAGCAUUUUUUCCAAGGGCCUUUCCUCCAUGCUCCUCAGCUGUCCUGGGUAGGCCCUACAUCCCCCUUCAUCUCUCUUCCAAUUACCACAACUGAGGUGCACGAGGGAGCCCAUGACACCUCUCUCGGUAAGCUUGUUGUGCUUUCAGCUUGAAACUUGCUGGUAGAAUACCAAAACUUCCUCAAAAGUAAGCCAGUGUCUGGGGGUUUAUUAUACAAAAUGAUCACAUAAUAUACCUGAGGAUGAAACUGUUGCUACAGUGGGCUUUUCAUAUAUGUUUAAUGAAUUUUUAAUGAACUUCAUGCAUUGUUGUCUAAUUUAUAAUUUUUUCUGUUAUUUACAUUUGACCAUGCAUUUUAUGCUACCAGAGUAAAAUAUUUAAGUCAAACAGAAAUCAUGCUUUUUGAUACUAUAGAGGUAUAAUCUGUGUAACACUUGUGCACUCAGAAUUAUUUGAUAAAACAAUCGUUUCUGUAGUAUUGUAGAAUAGGGUAUUUAUUAACUAAACUAGACAAAAUGUAUUUGAGAUAAUGUUUUGUUACCGCAUACAGUUUAUGGUUUACUGUACAUUAAGGUUAUGAUCUUCAUUUUUAUGUGGUGUGAAGCAGUGUUAUACUUUCUUUUCUUUUCUUUUGUAUCUCAAAACAAAAUAUAUAAGGUUAUUGUUACAGAAAUGUUCUCUGUUGAGUAAUAUGUUUAGUGUGGACUGUAGAUGGAAAUGCUGUACAUUUGACACUGGAGAAUCACUUUUUUUUUUUAGUGUGUUAACUUUGCCCAUUUAUUAAUGUUCAUCUGUAACUUUGGGAUAAUGCUUUACAAUGAAUGUCUAGGUAAGAUCACCAUUUCUCAAGUCAGCUAAAGAUAUUUUUAGAUAUUUUUAUAGAGGGUACAUGAAGCAAAUUUAAUCCUCCAAAACAUAGUUGUUAAGCAAACCAUUAACGAAUUAGGUGGACGCAUCUUUUGCAUGUAUGGAUAAUGCACAGUUAGAGAGUGGAAAGAAAGUUAAACAAAAAUGAAAAAGAAAAUUAAAAGUUUAAAAGAUGAAUGAUAAUUAAAAAGAGAUUAAAGUAGGGAAAAUGGCUCGACUUGUGAGCACGAGUUUCAAGAAAGAGCAGCAAUUGCGGUAACAACCUAACCUGCAACACACGCUGUUAUUCACACACCUGUUUACGGACCCUAGAUUAGGUGAAGUCCGACCACGUAGUACAGUGCUGCGUUGGGUUAUUGGGCUGGGCUUUGCGGCCAGUGAGGCUCCACCAUCAGCAAGAGACUGGUGUUUGGCAGCCUCUCUGACCAGUUGAGAUUCCCAGUUGUAACCUGAGCUGCAGUUCUAUGCUUAUCUAGUCAAUCAGUUGACCCUCUCCCUUUGUAUGUUGUCUUCAUUGUUAGACAUCAUAUUGAAUGUUUAUGUAAUAUAUAUACAUUAUAUAUAUAAAUUAUGAUUUUUUUUCUUAUUUUUUUUUCAAUCUUUAGUAAUUAUCACUGUUGGCUUGCCAAAAGGAAAAUGUAAAGAGAAAAGAAGGGGAAAUCCCCUCAGUGGUGGGCUGUGGUAGGUGUUUAAGAAUGUCCUUUACUGAAAGCAUACUGUAUGUUGAUCAUCGAGAUUUUGUUUCUUUUUUAUAUUAUGCAGAGAGAGAGUAUUGUUGCUUUUCUUGGGAAUACUCUUUAAUAUAUAUUUGAUGUUUAGAGUAGAAAUUCUUUUCAACCCAAUAUUUGUUGCUAUGAUUAUGAGCAUUUAGAAAAUCCUAUUAUGUAAUAACAUGUUGUGAUCCUUUCCAAAUAACUAUAUUCUAAUUUAAGGAGUUAGAAACCCUUUUUUUUUUUUUUUUUUUUAACAAUUAUAUUACACUUGUUGUUGAACUGUAUAAGAUGCAUAUUAGUAUAUUUUGUUGAAUUUAUUGCAUUCAAAUUAUUCAGAUUUCUUGAGACAUGAUGCACUUCACUCGUUUUGGAUUUACUGUACUCACUCGUAAGAACACUAGUAGAAAUAUGCAACCCAAAUAUCCAGGGGUAUGUACCAUGGAUAGAGUAGACAUUAAAUUAUUUUCAAUAUUAAAAAUGUGUUGUUUUUUUUUCCUUCUCUCUUAUCCUUGAUAAUAAGGUCAUCGUAAGUUGUAUAUACUGUGAUUGUGAAUGAAUUUUCUAGUUGUUUGUGUUCACUUCGUGUUUUGCCUUUUAUUUUCUCAAAAGGGAAUAUUGUAAGUAAAGUUUUGCAAGAGGAAGAAUUGGUUAUUUUUUUAUAAUAGUGGUUACUAUUAUUUUGAACAUGUAUGAAGAAUGGAGUUUUGAUGGUCAUUCCAAAAAAGUAUGGUCAUAAUACUGAUACUGAAAAGACAAUUCAUUUUCAUACUGAAUAUUUUCUGCACACUACUUUACCUCUAGCUUUUAUAUCUACUGAACUCUCUUAUUUAUCAUAUUUGAAGUCAAACAAAAAAUAUGAUCAAACAGAAAGUAGAAAACUAUUAGAAAAAAAGGGAAAUACUUUAAUUCUAAACAGAAUACCGUGUUAUUACCCUCGGUCAAUGUUCCGUCUUUUAACCCAAAACUGACAGGCAUGGCAUGUAAUGUACAUGCCAUGCCUACUGUGAAAGUACUUUAUUAAUUGUUUUUACACGUAGAUGGCUCCACUUAUAUAAGUCAACAAUAAGCCAGUUAUGAGUACUACCUGUCUCACCUGUUUACCCUUUUCUUUCAUUUUCAAAAACAUUUCAUCUUGUAUUGCUGGCAAUAAGAUUAUGAUAAUUAUAAUGUCUAUAAGAAAGAUAAUGUCAUCAAUAUUGAAAACUUUAGUAAAAAUAUUUUUUUUUUCCUGCAAAUUCAAGGAAAGGUUAAAUCAGGUAAGGUUACAAGGUCUACUAAUUGAUUCCUCUGUGGCUAAGCACUAGCAGAGCUAUCUAUAUGUAGAGACAUUUCACAAAAAAAAUAUAAAAUGGGCACAGCCUUUUCCCAGCAACACUGGGUUAAAAAAACUGAUGCACAUUGUUUUUUUUACAACAGUUAUAUAUGAUAAAAAUAGGAAUGUAAUUUUAAAUGAGCAUCUUUUGGUUAUAAAAAUAAAGAAGCAUAAGCAUUAACAAAGGUGAUUAAUAAAACCAGUCAUUUUAACAAAAUUUUAUUAAUUCAUACAAGUCAGGAUUAUGCAUUUCAAAGACCAACUUCCAAAGAUUUUCAAAAAAUAUUCCAACGAACUACACCACAAAAAUUUAGCUUUCAUAUUUAACAGCAAUUUAAAUUUUUGUCGACAUCAUAAAGAAAGAACCUUGAUGAGUAGCAUGCAAGGUUCCCGAAUAUUGGCUUUCUUAGACCAAUGGUCAUGUAAAUUUAGAAUAACUGCAUAUUAUUACAUUUUGUGGGGAGAAAAGAGUACACAUGAAGAGAGAAAUAUGAUACUUCUGUAUUUUAUGAAUAUAUGAGUUACCAAUAAAGAGAGUCUGCUCAGUGUGGUUCUUACCUUUAAAAGUUAUAAUAGUAAAAAAGAUGAGAGAGAGAGAGGACUUAAACCAAAGCAGAUUAGGAAAUGUUAUUAAUUUUGAAUAUUUUUCCCUCACUUAUGAAGGUCUUAAGAUAUAAAAUUAACUUUAGUUAUUGUUAAUUGCAAAGCAUCUUUUGGCCACAAAAACUACGAAGGUAAAAUCUGAGAGAAUUCUUUUUGAAUAAAAAACACUGCAUUAUAUUUAUGCUUGCAUGGAAUUUGCAACAAACUUUAACUAACCAAUUACUAAAUUUUGAAAAUUUUGUUUAUAAAGAAAGGAUAAGUUUUAAUGAGUAUAUAAAAUUUUCUUCUAUAUUAGUAGAGGAAGCACUGCAUUACUCUUGAUUGAAUGGGAAGUGACAAACAGAUAAAAGUGAUUAAGAAAUUGCAAAUAUGGCCACAGUUUGUUUUCAGAAAACUUUCUUUCAACCAAAGUUACAGUUUGGCGUCAAAAUGGAAUUUUCCGACAUCUUGACUGAAGGAUUUAUUACUUACAAAUAUAUACAUAAGUACUCUUACAUAAAACAUUCAUAUUAUGCAUCACAAAAACCACAUGAAAACAAUAGAAAGGGUUCAUUUUGAUACACAUACUAUAUAUAUUCAAAUAUAUCAUUAAAGAAAAAUUACAAUUUUCAGAGAGCAUUGAGAAUCAGAUUUUCCUUGUUCUGUUUUGAAAGGAUUUGCCAAAAUAAUCUGGAUUAUUCUGGUAAAAAUUCAGUGACUGCAAAACAAUAUUUUAGUUUUGGAAAGAUUCAAGUUAUUAUUCCAUUUCAUCAAAUUUAAACUCUUACUAGCCUGUGAUGACAUCAGGAUCAUAAUAAUUUUUCCGGUGUGUAAUUAAAAAUACUAAUAAUGAGUGUGAUAAAACAUUGGGAGUUCAAAAUUAUGUGUAUUAAAAAUUAGCUGAUAUCAAUAUUGAUCGACUGAUAUUAUGGGUUAAUUUAACGAGAUUAGCUUGAAAUUGACUGGUAAUACAAUAAUAUUCUUGGAUGACUUCACUUGCUCUGUCUUUUUAUGUGUAUUUCAUCAACUUACCAUAUUUAAAACAAAAGCUGUAACAGAUAUCAUCUCCCUGUGAAUGAAGAGAGGUAAAAUACGAGAACUGAAACGCUGCUGCUGUGUUUCUUUGAGAAAAAAGUGUAAAUUUGUGUUCUAUUCGAGCAUUUCUGGUAUACAUACUCUUCUUGUGGUGAAGAAUGUAUGGAAGGUAAACAUUAUCAAAUUAUACUCAUGGGUCAGUCAUGAACUCAAAUUAUUUUCAUGAUGAACACUGACUUCCUAAAAAGAUACUUCAGAAAAUAAGAACAUAGUGAAAAAUAAAAAUUCAUCCCACAUUUACACUGAAUAUUUUCAAAUAAUAUGUUUAAACUUAUAGGAAACAGGCAAAGCACAGCAGAAAAAAAGGUGUAAAAAGCCAACAAUGAUUUUAGUUAAAAAUAUUAUUGUCAAUGGAGUCAAGUAAUGGCACAGUUUUCAAAAACCUCUAAUAAUUUUUUUUUUUCUCUUGCCCAUAAGACAAAGUUGACUUGUUUGAUAUGUAAUGUGUUAUAACAUUUUCAGAAUGAAUGAACUGAUAAAAAAAAGAAAAAGAGAAAGAAAAGAAAAGAAA
Messenger RNA from Penaeus chinensis, 9733 nucleotides. It is a transcript of the gene Ric, whose product is annotated as GTP-binding protein Rit2-like. The transcript is spliced from 5 exons. NCBI's taxonomy places the organism in Eukaryota, Metazoa, Arthropoda, Malacostraca, Decapoda, Penaeidae. The record is from RefSeq and is a predicted model, not a curated record. Gene Ontology annotation, cellular component: plasma membrane. Gene Ontology annotation, biological process: Ras protein signal transduction. Bases 137 to 817 code for a protein of 226 amino acids. Gene Ontology annotation, molecular function: GTP binding; GTPase activity; GDP binding.